Papaver somniferum (opium poppy) is the source of this 1345-nucleotide messenger RNA. RefSeq names its product thaumatin-like protein 1. The coding region runs from base 236 to 1030 and encodes 264 amino acids. NCBI's taxonomy places the organism in Eukaryota, Viridiplantae, Streptophyta, Magnoliopsida, Ranunculales, Papaveraceae. The record is from RefSeq and is a predicted model, not a curated record. The transcript is spliced from 5 exons. Gene Ontology annotation, biological process: defense response. Gene Ontology annotation, cellular component: extracellular region.
AUUGACUCGUUCAGUUUCACUUUUGUCAGGGUAGAGAAAAAAUGUAAUCUUGUUUUUAAAAAAAGAGAAUAUAGCACACAUAUGACCUUUUUUGCAGAGGAGUUUAGCAAGAAUUUGAUACCUUCCUCCAUAUAUAAGGUUGGUAUUUUUGUGAAAACCCUACCGGUAUCUAUGUGACAUGGCAAAGAAAGGGAUUACUUCUUGCUGAGGCCAUCAAAAUGUGACAAAUCACAAAAUGCUAAACCCAAGUAUGUCAAUAUACAGCAGAGAAGGAACUCCACAACUGCUGACUACCGGAUUUGAACUAGGUUCUGGCCUAAGUGUCAGGAUCCCCUCGACUCCAGGAUGGUCAGGUAGGAUUUGGGCAAGAACAGGCUGUACAUUUGAUCAGACAGGACUUGGUGUCUGUCAAACAGGAGAUUGCGGCGGAAGGCUAGAGUGCAGCGGAGCUGGUGCAACACCUCCAGCAUCCCUUUUCGAGAUAACUAUGGGGAAGGGAGACGACAAAGAUUUCUACGAUGUUAGCAUCGUGGAUGGAUAUAAUCUGCCUCUCAUUGCUACACCUCAGACAGACAUAGGUGGAUGCAAUGCAACUGGUUGUGUUUAUGAUCUCAAUCUAGGUUGCCUGAAAGAGCUGCAGGUAGUGCAGCGUCUCAAUGAGGCUGGUGUUAUUGGUUGUAAGAGUGCAUGUGAGGCAUUUGCAUUAGAUCAGUACUGCUGUGCUGGUGAGUUUGCAAAUCCAAACACUUGCAGACCUUCUGUAUACUCCACAAUCUUCAAAAGGGCUUGCCCCAGGGCAUACAGCUAUGCUUUUGAUGACGGCACCAGUACUUUCACUUGCAAAGCAAUCGAAUAUAACAUCACUUUCUGCCCUACACAAAUCGGAAUGGGGAGGCAAGAUGAUGGAGUCAAUUCUGAGCCUCUACGUGACAACAGUUACGGAGAGGUUGUGGCAGUGGUUCCCUCCUCUUCGAACAAUCUAGCAUUCCCGAAGUCGGUCAUUCUUCUACUCAUCCUUACAUUUUUCUAGACCGUUUGAGCUCUGGCAUCUGCGCUGCAGUUAUAGGAACUGCAUUUUAUGAAGAAUCUUAUUAGCAAAUCACUCAAGUUAGCCAACAUAGUGGAAAAAUAAUGGAUUGCUAACCCUUCAUGUAAAUUUGUGGAGAAUGUAAGAAGCCGAUAUAGUGUAUAGAAAAUGAUACAAGUAAAUAUCUUGGUUUCUUUGUGAAGUAUUUAUUUACUGUUCUAAAGUUGUGCUUAAUUUUAAAAAUAUUGACAGCAAAAUGUAUAUGUAAGGACUUGGGAGAUCAAAGAUGCCAAAGAUCAUAUGAGAACCUUUUGCCCC